AUGUGGAGACUAACAAUGGUAGACACGGAAGAAACCUGUAAGCCUGAGCGUCUUGCCCUACCCAGGCACCAUGGUAAACCCUAUUCAGAUCACCCAUCGUCUACAGCACUGCUGGAUUCCAUUGACAAAUCUAUCUGGAGUACCUCACCUUUCGAUGUGGGCAAACUACAAGUUACCCCAGUUGCCAUCACCCUGUUGGAUCCGUCUCAACCUCCAAUCUACAGACCCCAAUAUCGUCUCAAGCCUGAGCAGGUAGAGGGGAUUCGCCCCACUAUUGAGGGGCUAUUGGGAGCUAACUGCAUUUACCGAACUCAAUCUCCAUGGAACACCCCAAUUCUGCCUGUUCUGAAGGCAGAUGGUGAAACCUACAGGAUGGUACAAGACUUCAGAGCUAUCAAUGAAGCUACUUUGGGGGUUGACCUACCUGUUCCUGAUCCACACAUCACCCUGAGCAAUCUGUCGCCGAAACACCAAUAUUUCACUGUCGUGGACCUUGCUAAUGCUUUCUUUAGCGUUCCUCUGGAUGAGGGGUCUCAGCCUCUGUUUGCAUUCACUUACGAAAACCAGCAGUACACGUAUUCUGUGCUUCCCCAGGGCUACCGUUGUUCCCCCGGAAUUUUCAAUUACAUCCUGAAAAAACACUUGGGAGAACUCACCCUUCCGGAAGGCACGGUACUCAUCCAAUACGUUGACGAUCUCCUCCUGGGAGCCCCCACUUCGGACCUGUGCUUAGAAAUCACCAAAGUCCUGCUGGACUUUUUGGCUAGCAAAGGGUACAAGGUCAAGAAAUCAAAAGUCCAGAUGUGCAGAAGGACAGUACUCUUUUUGGGUAGAGAAAUAUCAGGAGACGGAGCUGGACUCUCUACUUCACACAGAAGCUCCAUUCUUCACCAUCCCAGACCAACCACAGUUGCUGGUAUGCUCUCGUUUUUGGGUUUGACGGGGUACAGCCGUACACACAUUCCUGACUACACUGCCAGGACUGAACCACUGAGGGAAAUAGUCAGACAUGCAGGCUCAAGAAACCUUCAUGCUCCUCUUAUCUGGUCACCUGAGGCCUCUGCUGCAUUUGGCCAGUUGAAAACAGACUUGGCUGUGGCUGCAGCUCUCACUGCACCUGACUAUGGCAAGACUUUCCAUUUGGAUGUUUCUGAAAAAGAAGGAUUCACCUCAUCCGUUCUUUUCCAGAAACAUGAGGGGGAGAGAAGAGUCCUGAUGUACCACUCCUCAAAAUUGGAUCACAUUGAAAUGGGGCAAACCACAUGCUCAAGAUACGUUGCAGCUGUUGCUAAAGCCAUUGAAAAAACUGCUCACCUCGUAAUGUGCCACAAAAUGGAGAUCCACACCCACCAUGGUGUUGCAGCGUACUUGAUGGCGAAGGAAUUCACCUUCAGUGCAGAGAGAAAAAACAAAAUUCAGAACAAAUGUACACAGUCACACAUCACGUUUGUCAACACAGACAAGAACAUGGCUGAUGCCCUUAAUGCGGAAGAAGGAAUGACCCACGUCUGCGCAGAAAGAGCUGCUCAAGAACUUAAACUCAGACCAGACCUGGAAAAUGAACCCAUAUUGACUGCAGACCUAUGGCUGUACACUGACGGGUGUUGUUACAGAGGAGAAGAAGGCAACAUAGCAGCAUACGCAGUAGUACAACAGACUGUGGAUGGAGCUCACACCACCCUGGAAUCAGGUAUAAUACCUCAGCCCGCAUCAGCCCAAUUGGCAGAGAUAAUUGGACUCACCCAAGCAUUAACACUGGCCAAAGGGAAAAAGGUCAACAUAUACACUGACUCAGCAUAUGCUCAUGGAGCAGUACACAUCGAUGGACCACAAUGGGUCAGACGAAACUUUACCACUACUGGAAAUCUACCAAUCAAGCACAAGACCCAGAUGGAGCGUCUGAUUGCUGCUGUAUCACUUCCUGAAAAAGUGGCCAUAAUGAAAUGCAAGGGCCAUCAGAUAUUGAACUCCAAGAUCAGCAAGGGAAAUGAUGCUGCAGACCAGGCAGCUAAGAAAGCAGGAGGAUACACUCCCAGACAAAUGGUUCUCCAAAUCAGUCCACCUAGGACUGAAUUGACUAACCAACACAUCAAAGAACUACAACAAGCAGCCGGACCAUAUGAACACUCAGUGUGGGGACAGAGGGGAGCGACGAAAGGUCCUGAUGAACUGUGGCGAUGCCAUGAUGGCAGACUAGUGGCCCCUGCAAACCUCUGUCCUGAACUAAUCAGAGAAGCACAUGGACCAACACACGAAGGGAAACUGAAGACUCUACAGAGAGUCUCCUACGUAUGGUGGCAUCCAUACAUGAAAGAAAUGACAGAUUUGUUCUGUGACAGUUGUGCCAUCUGUGGAAGUCACAAUCCAAAGAAACCUUACCAAACACCAAUGGGUCACUAUCCGGUACCCAAUGCCUGUUUCCAAGACAUCAGCAUAGAUUUUACAGACAUGGGAGCGGAUCAGGUGAAGGGAGGAAAGAGAUAUUUGCUAGUAAUGGUAGACAGAUUCUCUAAGUGGGUAGAGGCCAUUCCUACAGCAAAGGAGGAUGCGAAGUCAGUCAUUAAGUGGCUACAAACGGAACUUAUACCUAGGUAUGGGGUUCCUCGACAAAUCAGGUCCGACAAUGGGUCCCACUUCUCAAAUCAGCACCUAAGACAGGUGGAGGAGAGGUUUGGCAUUACACACAAGUUUGGCUCAGUGUAUAAGCCGCAGUCGCAGGGCCUUGUGGAACGCUGUAAUCAAAAUCUGAAAGCUAAGAUAGCUAAAGUGUGUGCAGGGACCAAAUUGACCUGGGUGGAAGCCCUGCCCCUGGCACUGAUGGCCAUGAGGUCCUCACCAGGUGCAGGGACACAUCUUUCACCCCAUGAAAUAAUGACAGGUAGAGUAAUGCCAGGGCCACCAAGAGAGGGAGGUCAUAUGCCCCCUCUUGAUGUGCACCAAAUAGGGAUGUCUGACUAUGUGAAGAAAUUGACGGAAUUGUCUGCAGCUCUCUCCAAAAAGAUACACCGUGUCGCAGAGAGGGAGCUGACUGACGUCCCGGAACAACCAAGGGUAAAAGUUGGGGACUGGGUAAGGAUCAAGGUCCACAAGAGAAAGUGGGCUGAUCCCAGGUGGACUGGACCGUACGAAGUGAAGGAGGUUACUUCACACUCAGUCCAGGUCAAAGGUAAAUCAGGCGUACCUUGGCACCACCUGACACAUUGUACACCAGCCCCAACCCCUGCCAGAACUCUGGCUGAAGUAAGAAGUGAUUUACUCACAUCCAAUUCGAAUUCAAAUUCUGACAUCCCUCCCGUCUGAUCAUGUGGAGGAGACUCCCAUCCUCAGAUGAUAGGGACACUAGAGUAGCACCAUGGGCUAGAAGGGCUAGGAGACCAUGGGAAAGACUGGGUUGUUCUGGCCCAUUGUUUGUCCUAAUUAUAGUCAAUGUUGUUUUGACAUUGGGAGUAAUGAUAUGGGCAGCCCAGCGUAUAAUCACUGACCAGGAACAGACUACCCAGCUAAACAUCACCAAUGCUUCAAUAUUCUCGGAUACGCAUGUUCUGUCUAAACGUCAAGUUCAGAAUAAUGACUUUGAGUGUACUGCAGAAUUGAUUAGGUCAGCUACUCUGUGUAUCCCGCCUAACGCUACUACCACUGUUAUACUUACCUGGGGUGUUAUUGGAAGCCCAGGUGGCGGUUAUGGUACUCAUGCAAUCAGUUGGUCUAGAUCAGUGUGGUACAUGACGUGGAAGAAUUUAGUGGCAGAGACUGGUCCUGACUGGUCUAGCUGGACAGUGCAUCAGAUGGCACUCCUGUGGCGGAGCAGGUUGACGUUAACUAAAGUUACAACUGGUUUGAAAUUGGUAAUCAAACACAGGGAAGGUGGUAUCGGCUGUACCCCCUUCUUAUUGGCACCAUGGGAAGAGCAGAGAGUCUAUUGGCAUCUUAAGAUUUGUUUUACUAACAUAACCACCCCUCAAGCUGUUCUUUCUAAGCGACAGGUGGUAUCCACUUCG
Oncorhynchus mykiss (rainbow trout) is the source of this 3998-nucleotide messenger RNA. The record is from RefSeq and is a predicted model, not a curated record. NCBI's taxonomy places the organism in Eukaryota, Metazoa, Chordata, Actinopteri, Salmoniformes, Salmonidae.